This is a messenger RNA of Zymoseptoria tritici IPO323, 1416 nucleotides long. RefSeq lists its product as uncharacterized. The transcript has 6 exons. Gene Ontology annotation, molecular function: transmembrane transporter activity. The record is from RefSeq and is a predicted model, not a curated record. Gene Ontology annotation, biological process: transmembrane transport. NCBI's taxonomy places the organism in Eukaryota, Fungi, Ascomycota, Dothideomycetes, Mycosphaerellales, Mycosphaerellaceae. Bases 1 to 1416 code for a protein of 471 amino acids.
AUGGCGUCGGACGCAAAGGAGCCCGCAACACCAUCGACGCACUCUGCGCCAUCGGAGCAGCAGCAGCAAAAGGUCAAAGUCAAGUGGUAUCGAAGCACCGUCUACAAUGCCCUCAUCCUGGGAAUAUGCAACUUCUGUGCUCCAGGAAUAUGGGGUGCAAUGAACAGCCUGGGCGGCGGAGGCAGUCAACAGCCAUGGCUAAUCAACGCUGCGAACUCCUUGACUUUCUGUUUGAUGGUGGUGACUUGCAUAAUGUCUGGGAUCUUCGUCAAGUAUCUCGGCAUCAAGUGGACGCUGAUCGUCGGUGCUGCUGGAUUCUGUCCAUACGCCGCGGGACUAUACUGCAACAAUCGAUACGACUCGCACUGGUUCGUACUCUUCGGAGCUGCCUGCUGUGGUCUCGGAGCCGGCUUGUUCUGGAUGGCCGAAGCAGCAGUCGCCAUGUCGUAUCCAGAGCCAUACAACCAGGGCAAAUUCCUCGGAUUGUGGCUGUCGUUCCGCAUUCUCGGACAGAUCCUUGGAGGCGCUGUGAACCUCGGGCUGAAUGCCGAUCGGAACACCGCCGGCUCCGUCUCGUACUCCGUGUUCCAGGUCUUCAUCGCCAUCCAGGCCGCCGCCCCAUUUGCUGGUCUGCUUUUGACAAACCCACCCGACGUUCAGCGCACAGAUGGAGUCACAGUCUCAUGCUCGAUUGAGAAGUCCGAGAGCUCCAUCCAAGAGCUGAAAGAGACUGGAAAGCUUCUCAUUGGAAGGAAGUUCGUGCUGGUCAUCCCAUUGAUCGCCAAUUCUGUCUUUGCCGAAGCAGUGUUCUUCACAUACCAAGGCCUGUGGUUUUCUGUGCGCGCACGAGCUUUGGGAUCUCUUCUCUCUGGCAUUGUAGCCAUCGUCGGCGGCAAUGUACUCGGCGCUUUUCUGGACAACAAGAAGAUCGCAGCGCGGAAAAGAGCUCGAUGGUCGUUCAUUGGUAUCAUGACAAUGCAAGGCGCGUGGUGGACGUAUGGAACGAUCCUCGUCACUGGCUACCACAAAACGCAUCCGUCCUUCGACUGGAUUGACAGCGGCUUUGGUCGAGGCUUCACCUGGUUCUUGGUGAUGGUCAUGAGCUUUCAGAUCAAUUACAUGUACCUUUACUUCGUCAUGGCCAGCAUUGCGAAGAAUGAUGCCGAGAUCAUUCGAUACGCUGGUCUCCUGCGUGCGACGGAGAGUGCCUCGCAAGCUGUCUCGUACGGACUGACGAGCGUCAAGAUCAUGGGCGAAGUCGGGUGCGUUUACUUGAACUUUGGAAUGUGGGCAGUCGCCGUGAUUCCAGCGUGGUUCGUCAUCCGAGAGAUUGGAGUGAGCACCGGGAAGAUCAUCGACAAGAGGUCCGAGGACGAGGUGCGGGAGGUGCGUGUCGAUACCAAGACUGCGUUGUAA